AUGUCGUUCUCAAAUACCGAUACCGGCUCCAAGCCAGCGGAUCCUUACAAGGCGAAGAACAUCGACGAGGUCUCGCUGCAGGAGAAAGUGCAGGAUCUCACUGAUUUCGUGUCCUCGUGCAAGUUUGGCAUGAUGACGACGAGAGAUGAUAAGUCGGGCAUGUUGUUUAGUAGGUGUAUGGCUACUGCUGGGAAGGAAAACGGCGGCAUAGACCUCCUCUUCCACACCAACACCGAAUCCGGCAAAACCGACGACCUAGCCUCGGACUCGCACAUCAAUAUCUCCUUCCUCAACUCCUCCGGCGAAUGGGCUUCCUUCUCCGGCACCUCGAACAUCAUCACGGACCGUGAUUUCGUGCGUAAACACUAUUCCCCGGCGCUCAAAGCCUGGAUUGGAGACUUAGGCGACGGGAAACAUGAUGGUGGACCGGAGGAUCCUAGGAUCGGCGUUAUUCAGGUGAAGACGAAGACGGCUACGUAUGCGGUUACGAGGAAGAGUGCGGUUGGACGGAUGGCGGAUCUCGCGCAGGGUGUGGUUACGGGGAAUGCGCCGAGUGUUAAUAAGUUGAGGGAGAUUAGUGAGGAGGAGGUGAAGACUUGGAGGAGUUCGAAGGAGAUGGUGCAGUAG
Messenger RNA from Glarea lozoyensis ATCC 20868, 627 nucleotides. RefSeq names its product FMN-binding split barrel. The record is from RefSeq and is a predicted model, not a curated record. Lineage: Eukaryota; Fungi; Ascomycota; Leotiomycetes; Helotiales; Helotiaceae. The transcript has 2 exons. Bases 1 to 627 code for a protein of 208 amino acids.